This is a messenger RNA of Humulus lupulus (European hop), 552 nucleotides long. RefSeq lists its product as uncharacterized. The transcript has 3 exons. The coding region runs from base 1 to 552 and encodes 183 amino acids. The record is from RefSeq and is a predicted model, not a curated record. Lineage: Eukaryota; Viridiplantae; Streptophyta; Magnoliopsida; Rosales; Cannabaceae.
AUGACUAGUAAUGCUAAAUUAUUUAGGCAAUUGAUUGACGUUUCUCCUACUUCCGUUAGGCUGCCUAAUGGGAAGCAUGCCAUUGCCACUAAAGAAGGCACAAUUACUUUGAGCCCAAAUAUGGUGCUCACUAAUGUAUUAUAUGUUCCUGAUCUUACUUGUAAUUUGUUAUCAGUGUCUCACUUGCUUUCCAACCUCUCUUAUUCUAUCACUUUUACUGAUAAGCUUUGCAUCAUACAGGAUCGUACUUUGAGGACUUUGAUUGGAGCGGAUGAACGAUGUGACAGUGACAUCUCUUUACACAAUACUGAUGAUGAUGUGUUCCAAAGUAAGGAGUAUUAUGAUCAUGUCACUCUGUAUGAGGAUACUCCUUUGCCAAGGGGGAGUGAGGAACAUUCAAUUAUGGUAGACGAUAUUGAUGCUGGGAUUGAACAACUCAUCCCACCACUUGCGGCAAUUACUGCAGGCAUCGAACCCACCUCCUUUAAAGAAGUUGUUAAGGAUCCUGGUUGGCGAAAAGCAAUGCAAGAAGAAAUAGAUGCACUUAAGUGA